AUGUCAACAGAAACAGAAACUACAGAAGCAGUAGCUUCAUCCAUUAUUAGUGUGGAUGAACUUCAAAACUAUGGCAUCAACGCUGCCGAUUUACAGAAAUUGAAAGGAGCUGGAAUAUACAGCGUCAAUACUGUCCUUUCCACAACAAGACGCAACUUAUUGAAGAUCAAGGGUUUGAGUGAGGUAAAAGUGGAAAAAGUGAAAGAAGCUGCCGGGAAAAUCAUUCAAGUGGGAUUCAUUCCGGCCACCAUCCAAGCAGAUAUCAGGAGGCGUGUAUUCGCUAUUUCGACUGGGUCGAAACAACUCGAUAGCGUACUAGGAGGUGGAAUUAUGACUAUGAGUAUCACUGAAGUUUUUGGUGAGUUUAGAUGUGGUAAAACGCAAAUGUCCCAUACAAUGUGCGUUACAGCUCAGCUGCCUCGCGAGCUCGGCGGCGGAGAGGGAAGGGUUGCUUAUAUCGACACAGAGGGUACUUUCAGACCCGAAAGAAUAAAACAGAUUGCUUCAAGAUAUGAUUUAGACCCUGAGGUUUGUCUAGAAAAUGUGUCUUACGCACGGGCACUCAAUAGUGAGCACCAAAUGGAGCUUUUAGAGCAACUAGGGGCAGAAUUAUCAUCGGGUGAGUAUCGGUUGUUAAUUGUGGACUCGAUUAUGGCAAACUUCAGGGUUGACUAUUGCGGGCGAGGUGAGCUGAACGAACGUCAGCAAAAACUGAAUCAACACCUAUCCCGAUUGAAUAGGAUCGCAGAAGAAUACAAUGUGGCCGUUUUCAUGACCAAUCAAGUCCAGUCUGAUCCAGGUGCAUCUGCCCUAUUUGCUGGUGCCGAUGGCAGGAAGCCGGUCGGAGGGCAUGUCUUGGCGCAUGCCAGUGCUACUCGUAUUUUGCUAAGAAAGGGAAGAGGUGAUGAAAGAGUCGCAAAACUCCAGGAUAGCCCUGAUAUGCCAGAAAGAGAGUGCGUGUACACUAUCGGUGAGCAAGGUAUUACGGAUGCCAACGACUGA
This is a messenger RNA of Lachancea dasiensis, 1002 nucleotides long. The record is from the annotation of a GenBank genome assembly. NCBI's taxonomy places the organism in Eukaryota, Fungi, Ascomycota, Saccharomycetes, Saccharomycetales, Saccharomycetaceae.